AUCAACGUCUCUGACUCGCAUGUGUGUUUUUGUUCGGUGAAGAUGGUGGUCAAAGCGAUCGCGACGAAUCCACGUGCCGGGAAAAUUCAAUCCGAAAUGCCGAAGGCGGAUAAUGGGAAUAGACGGUUCCAAAAGCAAAUGGAAUCCGUGUCUAAGGUGGAGGAGAAGUCCAUUCUUAUAGCGAAAGAGCUGAAGUUUGUAAAAUCGCUCGCUGGGAACGAUGUGAAACUGCGCCGCAAAGUGAUGAAAAACCUCAAAAUUUGGCUGGCAACUCGCAGCCGGAGCUCCUUCGCAUUCACCGAUACGGACUUCCUCCGCCUAUGGAAGGGAUUGUUCUAUUGCAUGUGGAUGUCGGACAAGCCACUUACCCAGGAAAACCUCGCCGAUGAAAUCGCUUCUUUAGUGAGAUGUUUCGAUGACCUAUCCGUGGCGUUGCAGUAUUUUGGAACCUUUCUAGAAACAAUGUGCAUCGAAUGGUUUGGAAUUGAUCACUGGAGAAUGGACAAGUUCAUGAUGCUUGUCCGCCGUUGUACUCGCCAGAUGCUGACGAUGUUGCACGAAGCUCAGUGGCCCAUGGAUCAAGUCAGUGCAAUGAUGAAGCACAUCGAAAAAACUAUUCUCAACGCUGAUAAAUCGCCAUUUGGGUUGACCAAACAUUUCGACGAUUUAUUGCUGGAGGAAAUUGCCAAAGUGUGCGAUGGAGAAAUCGAACCAGAAAUUGUACAUUUAAUCGUUAACACCUAUGCUAUCCGUCUGCUUAGUACCAAUGACAUGCGAAUGAUUAAACACAUCACAUCGAGCAUAUUCCAUCCGUUGCUUUACCAAUCGGAAUUGGGCCAAGACUAUCAGGAAAAGUUUGACCUUUGGAAAAAAACUAACUUUAUAACGGGAAAUAUCGAUGAUGUAGAUUUCGAGGUCCGGUAUGAACGCGAAGACGGAGAACAGGGUGACGAAGAUGGUUCUGAGGGUAGACAUAAUGACAAAGAAAAAGUUUUUGAUCCUCGUGCUGGACAAGUGGACGUCGUAAUUAAUGAAAUCAGAUUCGAUGCUCUCAAAAUUGUAGAAAUGUUUGAAAAUAACCGCUUCAAACCUUUCGUCACAUCGAAGGGGAAAAAGCAGAUGAAAAUGUUGGUAAAACAGUAUAAAAAAUUCUCCGAAGGAAUGUUUCCUCUUGGUAUCCAGUCAAUGGAAAGUAUUGCCAAGAAGGAUUAUGCCGUGGACAUUGAUGAGCAGAUCGGUGAAUUGGAAAACUACCAGAAGGAACUGGUAGGCGAUAAAGGUUCAAAAAAGCAAAAGCGAAAAGAGUUGGCAAAGUUGAAGUCACAAGAGGUAAAUGCUAGUGCAAAAACGAGCGAGUCAAAUGUUUGGACUGAAACGGAAGAAACACCGAAAGAUUCGAAACGGGAACCAACUGAUACUGCUGUUUCCAAAAAGAAGACGCGGAAAAAGAUAUCGAAAACGCAGAUUAAAGAGGAAAAGUUAAAGAAACUAAAAAUUAAAAGAGAUGCAAAACUUGAAGCCAUCAAACAACGAAAGCAGGAGUCUAAAAGCAAGAAACCUAAAGUGAUUUUGGAACAGAAACAAGAAGAUUUGAUACUACCGAAGAGUGAUGGUAAGGUGACGUCAAGUGAACCAAAUGCACCUCGUCCUACCAAACAGAAAGGCGCAUUUGAAGUUAAGGACGAAUGGUCUGAACCUUUGAAGGAAGGCGAAACGGAGUAUUUCAUUCCAUCGAGAAAAACUAAACUUAAAGAAAUUAACAAACACCUGAAGGAAGAAUCGCCAUCAGAUGCUUCCAGUCGAUUAAAACCAUCCUCCCUAGUGAAGAACCCAUUUGCCACGCCGAAAAAUCUAUCCAAGUUGAAAAGAUCCAUUGGAACACCACAAACGGACGGUCCAGCUGAAAAAAAGAAGCGCGUUAAAAUUGCCCUGAACAAAAACAUCUUCCAAGAUCUGCAUCAGCAUAUUCAGCAGGUGAAGAGCUCGCCCCAGGUGCCGUACGAUUCCAGCAAGAAACCACCGAAGGGUGCAUUGAAACCAAACUUGAUGCCGAGCCCAAUAAAUCCAUUCUAUCGGAAGAAGAUUGGCCUGAAACUCAACAAAACAUUGUAGGACAACUGUUGUGGUACGUAAAACAAAUUAAUGUGUAGUUCUCUAUUAUUUUGUUUGUUUGUAGUUAAGAAUGACAAAUUACAAAUCUAUUCGGUA
Messenger RNA from Ochlerotatus camptorhynchus, 2208 nucleotides. RefSeq names its product Ribosomal RNA processing protein 1 homolog Nnp-1 (gene Nnp-1). Gene Ontology annotation, biological process: rRNA processing. The record is from RefSeq and is a predicted model, not a curated record. Gene Ontology annotation, cellular component: nucleus; preribosome, small subunit precursor. Lineage: Eukaryota; Metazoa; Arthropoda; Insecta; Diptera; Culicidae. The transcript has 3 exons. The coding region runs from base 43 to 2112 and encodes 689 amino acids.